Cadophora gregata is the source of this 1689-nucleotide messenger RNA. RefSeq names its product Nin1 binding protein (gene NOB1). The coding region runs from base 37 to 1584 and encodes 515 amino acids. Gene Ontology annotation, biological process: maturation of SSU-rRNA; ribosomal small subunit biogenesis. The record is from RefSeq and is a predicted model, not a curated record. Gene Ontology annotation, molecular function: RNA endonuclease activity. Gene Ontology annotation, cellular component: preribosome, small subunit precursor. NCBI's taxonomy places the organism in Eukaryota, Fungi, Ascomycota, Leotiomycetes, Helotiales, Ploettnerulaceae. The transcript has a single exon.
CCAAAGGUAAAACAACCACAACAACCUACCGCCAUAAUGACGACCGAAACUCCCAAGCCCAUUCACAGUCUAAUUCUCGACUCGGGUCCUAUUAUCAAGAACGAUCCUCACGUAUCUACAAUUCUAGGCCAGGCCGAAAACAUCUACACGAUCCCCGCAGUCAUUGACGAAAUCCGCGAUGCAGUCACCCGCGCCAGACUCGAGAGCACCCUGCUGCCCUUCCUCAAAUUACGAUCACCGAGACCUGCGAGCGUGAAGGUUAUUACUGAUUUUGCGCGUAAGACGGGUGAUUUGGAGGUGUUGAGUAGGCCGGAUAUCCAUCUUAUGGCGCUAGCCUAUGAGUUGGAAUGUGAGAGGAACAAUGGCGAUUGGAGGCUGCGCAGUGAUCCAAAUCAGAAGAAGAUUAAUGGAGAGCCGCCGAAACCUGUGGAGGAAAAUUUGACGGAAGAUAUUAAGGAGGAGACUGUGAAGUCAGUGGAAGCGCCAGCUCCUGCUCCGGAAACAAGAGGCGCGUGGGGAACGUCGGUACCAAGGACUCUUGGAGAGGAUGAGCAGCCAAAAACGAUAGAUGAAGUUCUCGAAAGCACACACAUUUCUACAUCGGAAUCACAGAACCCAGAAGAUACCCCUGCGGCCAUCCUUCCUACUGCAGACGAGCCAGCGUCAGUUGCGCAGUCAGAUACUCCAGUUCAGGUUACAGAGGACGUGCAAAUAUCAACCGAAGUCCAAGAAAUCCCGACCAAGCUCACAGAGGAAUCGCAAGCACCUGUAUCAGAAGCACAAUCAACGGAAAUUGUCCCCGAGUCAACGUCGUCAGAGAACGUCUUCGAAGUCGAAGAUGUAGCACGAUCAUCUGCGCCAGAUGCUCAAGCUCCAGAGCCUACACCCGAUUCAAUUGUCCCGGAGAGCCUCGUUGAAGAAGUUGAAGAAUCAGACUCUGAAGGAUCAGAUGGUGAAGGGUGGAUCACUCCUUCAAAUCUCAAGAAAGUUAUGGCGAAAUCCGAAAAUGGCGCCACCAAGAAGAAAACCGAAGCCGCGAUAAUGCAAGUAGCACUCAUCACAUCUGAUUUCGCCAUGCAGAACGUCCUCCUACGAAUGAACCUUAAUCUCCUCUCACCAACCCUGCAAAGAAUCAAGCAAUUGAAGACCUGGGUGUUGCGAUGCCACGCCUGUUUUGCUAUUACCAAGGACAUGACCAAACAAUUCUGUGGUCGAUGCGGAAAGCCAACGCUCAUGCGAACGUCAUGCACUACGGAUAAGGAUGGCAAAGUGAAAGUUCAUUUGAAGAAGAACAUGCAGUGGAACAAGAGAGGGGACGUUUACAGCAUACCAAAGCCUGUUGCAGGUACAUCCAAUGGGAAGCUUGUUCAGGGAGGAGGAAAGGGUGGAUGGGGUCAAGGUUUGAUCCUCGCAGAAGAUCAGAAGGAAUACAUCCAAGCUAUGACUGGGGCUCGGCGGAAGAAGGAGAAGGAUCUGAUGGACGAGGAUUUCCUCCCUGGACUCUUGUCCGGCGACAGAGGCCGUGCAGGUGGCAGAACAAAGGUUGGAGCAGGGAGGAACGUAAAUUCCAAGAAACGGCACUAGAUUUCGGGGUUUGGAUUUGGAUUUGGCGUGCAAAAACCAGGACGGAGGAGUCACGGCGUUGGGUCUCUGCACAUAGACGGAUUUGCAUAGCGAAAGUCCAUUUGG